Salvelinus sp. IW2-2015 is the source of this 735-nucleotide messenger RNA. Its product is annotated as ras-associated and pleckstrin homology domains-containing protein 1-like. Gene Ontology annotation, cellular component: cytosol; plasma membrane. The record is from RefSeq and is a predicted model, not a curated record. Bases 40 to 735 code for a protein of 231 amino acids. Lineage: Eukaryota; Metazoa; Chordata; Actinopteri; Salmoniformes; Salmonidae. The transcript is spliced from 3 exons.
CUCAACCAGGGUGGAGACAAUGUAGACCUGGAUUCCCUGAUGGCAGACCUGUGUUCCAUAGAGCAGGAGCUAACCACCAUCGGCAAGCCAAACGCCAAGCUCCGCCAAAAACCCACCGCCGGGCGCAGCAGCAGUGCCAAGGGGCACGGUGGAGCUGGAGGUAGUGGAGGAGGCACCUCCAGCAGCGGUGACAGUACCUCCUCCAGUACCCGGGCCUCACCGGCCUCUACGGUGGCAGCUCGCCACGGGCGCCCCAUGGCUUCCAACCUGUCCCUGGAUGAUAUCACGGCCCAGCUGGAGCAGGCGUCUCUCAGUAUGGACGAGGCUGCUAGACAGAGCUCCCACUCCCUGGCCAGCGCCUCUUCCAGCUCCACCAUGAGGAGGCCCGCCUCCCACCACCACACACACCGCCGGACAGGCUCGGUGGGGACGGUCAGCGAACACGAGGCCCUGUCUUUCUCCCUCUCGUCUCGGUCGUCGGUGAACUCUGCGUCGGCCAGCAGCAUGGAUUCUCUGGAUAGGCCCUCGGAACAGGACGGGGUCACGCCUACACAACAGGGACCCAAUCAGGGCCCUCCGGGCAACACCGAGCACUCCUAUCUGGACAGGGAAACCUCCCUGAUUCUGAAAAAUAUAGCCGGAAAACCCUCUCACUUGCUGACCAAGGUGACUCUCUUUCUCCUUCGCUUGUCUCUUCGUCCUGCAUCAUUGGUGAACAUCCCGCCUGACCCCUGA